Candida dubliniensis CD36 is the source of this 864-nucleotide messenger RNA. RefSeq lists its product as uncharacterized. The transcript has a single exon. Bases 1 to 864 code for a protein of 287 amino acids. The record is from RefSeq and is a predicted model, not a curated record. Lineage: Eukaryota; Fungi; Ascomycota; Pichiomycetes; Serinales; Debaryomycetaceae.
AUGAAAAUAAGGAAAACAACAAGUGAUUCCAUCCAUUUAAUUACUAUGAUAUUAUCAAUAUUCGUUUCAAUAACUUCAUGUUCUUCUUCUUCUGCUUCUCCUUCGCAUUCCCAUUCCCAUUCAAAUUCACAUUCACAUUCUACUUCCAUUUUGAUUUCCUCUCUGCUGACUUCAACUUUACCAAAUAUACAUAUUAAAAAUGAUAUAAAUGAAUUAACUUAUUUUGAUUUAUCAUCAAUCACCACCAACACCGUAUACAAAAUAAAUAACGAUCAAGCAUUAAUAUAUGAAAAUAAUCAAUGGAUACAUGUUCAAACCACAUCAACACCCAUCACUCAUUCUAAAUUUAUUCCAAUUUCUCAUUGUUUAAAUCAAAAAUGGGGUGAUGGAGGAGCAAUUGAUUUCCAAACCACAACAAUCUAUACUAUGAUUAAUACAUUUGAUUUAGCAUUGACAUUAAGUAUAAUAUUUUAUUAUGAGAAAUUAACUCAUACUUGGGAAUUCAGUAAAGUAUUAACAUUAAGAGAUAUAUAUUAUUGUAAUGUUUCUCCAGGAGAAAUUGGACAAAUUUGGAUUGAUUUACAAUAUCAUGAAUUUAAAAAUAUUAAAUAUCGAUUAUUAUUAGAAAAUUCAUCAAAUAAUAAAAUUAAAUUAAAUGAAAACAAGUGGAAGAAGAAAAAGAAAUUGAAAUUGAAAUUUGGCAAAUGGAAAAAAAUUAGUAAAAUAUUUUUAUUAAAUGGGAAAAAACUGCCAAUUAUUCGUUGUAUAACAACAACUAAUAAUGAUAAUAAUGAUAAUAAAAAUAAACAAUUGGAUUGUGAAGGUAAAUCAUUAUUAAAACUUAAAGAAUUUAAAAUAUUUUGA